AUAUUGGCAAUUAAAUAUCCGUUCGUGUCACUCAUAUGGGUCACGGAAACGCGCUCCUGGAUCAGCAAUGAGUUUGUUCUAAUCGUGGCACAACAAAUAAACGAUACGAGGAGGGGAAUUUAUCGUAAGUCGGCGAACUGAACUGACAGGCGAGACAACGCGGUCCUAUAAAAUUUCAAGAACACGGAAAGAGAUAUCGCAAGCUCGCCUCGGUAGCAUCGUUAAUUAAAUAUAUAUAAUACUGUCCGUCGUGUACGUGUGCAUAAUUGACAGUGGGAACAGCUGAUCGAACGAGACCCGAAGGAGAAACAUUUUUUUCGACGAUGGACGGAACGGCCGUAAAAGUAAUAGUAAAAGCGCCGAAUCAGCAGAUUAAAGAUCAAAUUGUGAAUUGUGAUAUUGGGUGGUCUGUCGGCCAAUUGAAAGAACAUUUAUCCGACGUUUAUCCUAGUAAACCAGAACGGGCAAGCCAAAAACUUAUAUAUUCGGGGCAAUUAUUAAAUGAUUCUGCAUACUUGAAAGAUGUACUAAGGCACUGCGAUGGACAAGAGAAUCAGACCUAUAUAGUUCACUUAGUCUGUGCCAUGCAAAAGACGCCUGCAAAUAAAACUGUGACUGGCCAACCUGUGGAAAAUACGAAUGUCACUGCAAGAAGUACGACGGAGCAAAGCAGAUUAAAUAGUGGAAAUAAUGUACAAAAUCAAAGUCAGAAUGUGAACAAUAUUGCAAUGCAGCAUGCUCCUGCGCAGCUGUACUCUACACAAUAUUAUGAUCCAAGGAAUAGUCAACAAAUGGCAUGGAUGCAGCAAGCGUACACUCAUUACUUUACGCAAUACAUGCAAUUGAUGGCAGCACAAGGAAUACAAUUACAGACCAGCAUUCCGUACGUUCAGCAAACGAAUAUUAAUACGAAUGACAGUGUUCAAAAUCCACAUGCAAAUAACUUAAACAAUAACAACAAUGUGGGUGAUGAACAACAACAACAACAACAACCUGCUGCUCAAGAAGCCGAUGCCAAUGGUGGGAAUAAUGGUGUCGGGGACGAUGGCGCAUUUAACAGGGAUUGGCUAGAUGUUUCGUACAUGUUGUCCAGAAUUAUCGUUCUAUUCACUAUAGUAUACUUUUAUUCGUCCCCUCUGAGAUUUCUUAUUGUCACGUUUCUUGGUUUCGCAAUGUAUUUAUAUCAGGGUGGUUUCUUCCGGGUACAACCGAUUCUUUUACCUGAAAAUAAUAACGCCAGAGUAGAUCGGAUGGAGAACAAUAAUCAAAUGCAAUUGCAAAAUGAAGCUCCGGCUCCUCAGCCCGUGGUACAGCAGCAAAACGGUCCGGUGCCGACCAUACAAGCAGAGGCGAGAACAAACGCGAACGAGGAACACGAAGAGGAGCGGCCUGGUGCACUCGCGUUCACUUGGACAUUCUUCAGUACAUUUUUCGCGUCUCUCAUCCCGGAUCAACCGAAUGUUAUUUAAUUCUAAGCGGCGGUUGACUCGCCGCACUCGAUACUUUUUUGUAAAUUUAAUUUUCUUGUUAAAAAUAUUUUUUAGAACGUGACACUAAACUCUCUGAGGUGGUCUCAUUUUGCAUAUAAAUUUAAUGAAUACUAGAAUCACAAGGAACGUUGAAUAUUGUGAACUAACGAGGUGAAACACAUAGUUUUGAAGGAGCUUCACAGAUUUUCCAAGUCUAAGAGUCCUGUAUACUAUAAUAUGUAUGUAUAGGUAUAUAUAUAUGUGCAGGCUGGUCCACCAGAUAUUAUCAUCUCGAUUUUCAUCAUUAUUAUUAUACGUAACAAAGAAUGUUUAUAUGUAAUGUUGAAUGGUUUCGAGAGAGGCAGAUUCUGGUGUUGUGAACUAUUUUGUAAAUGGACACAUAGAAGAGACAUGAAGAUUAUCAAAAAUUUUUUUAAAUGGGAUUGUAUAGUUAUUCCUGCACUGAUCGAUGAAGCUUAGUACCCACCCAUGACCAUUACAUAUAAACAUUCUUUAGUACGUAUGAUAAUAACGAAAAUCGAGAUGGUAAUAUCUGGCCAACUAGCCUGUAUAUUAAAUCUACGCUUAAAAUAAAUGGGAUUUUUAUAAAUAUUUCCAUCGGUAUUUGUAUAUGUAGUUGUAACAAUUUUCUGUGUUACUGUUAUUCAUUGAGACUACCUCAGCGCGUGCGAACAUAAUAAUAAUCAUUUGAUAGAGGAUGCCUCUAGCUUUAAUUAAUAAAAUCGCUGAGAAAGUGAUUAGGACUUGUUGUAUAAUAAAUAUUUCUGUUUUUGUUUUUGUAGUACGUAAAGGUACAACGAGAGAAGAAUAUAUACUGUGUAUAUAAAAGAA
This is a messenger RNA of Ceratina calcarata, 2321 nucleotides long. RefSeq names its product Homocysteine-induced endoplasmic reticulum protein (gene Herp). The record is from RefSeq and is a predicted model, not a curated record. The transcript has 4 exons. Gene Ontology annotation, biological process: endoplasmic reticulum unfolded protein response. Lineage: Eukaryota; Metazoa; Arthropoda; Insecta; Hymenoptera; Apidae. Bases 324 to 1469 code for a protein of 381 amino acids. Gene Ontology annotation, molecular function: protein binding.